AUGAACGCCACCCCGGGGCUUUUCCUUCCCCGCCUGCUGCGCGGCUACUGCCCGAACCUGACACGCCAUGUCAGCACCGCUAGUGCUCGCGAGAGCCAGACGAUGCGCCUGCCAGAUGGCCGUACUCUAGGGUUUGCUGAGCAUGGCCGGGCUAACGACCAUCCGCUCAUAUUCAUGCAUGGCUAUCCCGCCUCCCGCCUUGAAACCCUGGGGGUCGAUGAUACGGCACGCCGCCAUAAGCUCCGCAUCAUUACGCCUGACCGCAAUGGUUAUGGUCUCACCACUUUCGAUCCAACGCGUCGAAUCCUAGACUGGCCUGCCGAUGUACAGGCUUUGGCCCGGCAUCUUGGUUUGACCAGCUUUGCGGUUCUGGGCGCCUCGGGUGGCAGUCCGUACGCUUUAGCAUGUGCAUGUCGUCUGCCCCCGGAGAUGCUCUCAGCAGUUGGUAUCAUGGGUGGUGCAGGGCCGUGGGAGGCAGGUGCACAACAUAUGUCUUGGCCAUAUCGACUCAGCGCUUUUACAGCGCAGCAUUGGCCCUCUGCUUAUGGGGGUGUGCUCCGGCUACUCUUGUGGAUGCUGAGAAGAGCAUUAUCUACCCCCUCAGGGAUUCAACGGAUAGACAAAGCGCUCAAUAGGCAUAUUGGGGAUCUCGGAUCAACACAAUCUGCUGCAGAGUUGAGGGAUACCAUUGCUCUUCAGUUAUUCGAGGCCUUCCGCCAGGGCACUCCACCAGCUGUUCACGACGCCCGACUAUUAACAUCCAGCUGGGGCAUCAAGUUUGAGGACAUAACUUAUGAGAGGGUGAGAAUCUGGCAUGGGACUAAAGACGCCAAUGCCCCGGUUCAGAUGAUGCGGUAUAUGGCAGAGCGCCUCCCUCACUGCGACCUAAAAGAGUUCCCAGAGGCCACACACUUCACACUCCAUCGCUAUUUCGAACAAAUUCUUUCGGAAUUGGUCCCACAGCAACCCCACCUUGAAAGAACUGUCAAGGUAUAA
This is a messenger RNA of Penicillium canariense, 996 nucleotides long. Its product is annotated as alpha/beta fold hydrolase. The record is from RefSeq and is a predicted model, not a curated record. Bases 1 to 996 code for a protein of 331 amino acids. The transcript has a single exon. NCBI's taxonomy places the organism in Eukaryota, Fungi, Ascomycota, Eurotiomycetes, Eurotiales, Aspergillaceae.